Galendromus occidentalis (western predatory mite) is the source of this 2235-nucleotide messenger RNA. RefSeq lists its product as uncharacterized. Gene Ontology annotation, molecular function: metalloendopeptidase activity. Lineage: Eukaryota; Metazoa; Arthropoda; Arachnida; Mesostigmata; Phytoseiidae. The transcript is spliced from 5 exons. Gene Ontology annotation, cellular component: plasma membrane. Gene Ontology annotation, biological process: protein processing. Bases 1 to 2235 code for a protein of 744 amino acids. The record is from RefSeq and is a predicted model, not a curated record.
AUGGCCUUAUUGCGAAGUCUGGAUCGCUCUCCGUUGAGAGCCAUUGUGUACCUACUUCUUGUGGGGACGUUGUGCGACAGAAUCGAUGGGAGUGAAAUGACCGACACGUACGUCGAUGUUAUAAAGCACAGCAUCAGAGAGUGGCGGCCCCAGUGCGAAGAUUUCUAUGGCUUCGCGUGUGUCCAUGAGGACCCCGGCUUCUCGAAAGUCACUUCUUACCGCUCGAGACUCAUGAGAUACCUUGACACUAUGGCGAUCGAAUUGCUCGAACGUCUCUUCGUCAGCUAUCAGGACAGAUUUCAAACGGCGAAAGUUCGAGACUCUGAAGUUCAAAUGUUCAAAUUCUACCAGAGUUGCAAAGGACGACAUGAGGAGGACCGGCGUCGGAAAAGUGUGAAGACUAUCAAGGAUCUCCUGGGAGACAUCGGAAUUCCCCUCGGUACACCCCAUGAAUCGCAGAGCUCAACAGCCUUCUCCGCCUUGGUCCAACUCUCGUUAAUCUGGGGCGUAGAGACCCCGCUCCUGAACUUCGAGGUCAAACCGGGCUUACCGAACAACCCGGAGCGGAUCGUGAUUCAAGGAGCGAAAGCUGCUAGGACACUGCGACGUCCGAGAUUGUUUGCCGCCGGCGCGUCUCCUUUCGACGAUAUUCGGGAAGAGAUGAGGCUCCUGCGCGAAGAUCUCCUCAGAAUCGUCGGAACACUGCAGACCGAUGAGGCCGAGAGACUUCUGUUCGUUACGAAAAACUUGGCUCCGAUCUUCGAGCUGUUUCCUUUCGAUGCGCCGUCCCGGGCCGCGAGUCAUUUCGCGGCGGUCGAUACUUUUCUCCGCGAGGUUAACUCGAACCCUACUUCCUUCAGAAAUCUGAAUUCGUCGUACGUCGGGAGCUUCGAGUCUCUCGAGAGAGAUCACAAACUCGAUUGGUCCGCAGCGCUGAACUUCAAUCUGCGAUUCUUGCUCCAAAUUACACCCGAAUCGCUUGUUGAAGUCCAGAACCUCGGCUACGCGAUGGCUUUCGCGGAAUUCACUUUGGAUCCGCGGUUCCAUGACCUUUUCACAGACUACCUCACUAUCUGGACAAUCCUACACCUCGGGGCAUACGCCGGGGGAUCCUUAGAGGACGCAGCAUGCAGGAUCAACGGCGGCCCCGACUGCGAGAAGCGCGAGGACGAAAACCUUCACUGCAUCUAUGAGACCAGGAUGUUCCUGCCUCACUCAUAUGAUGCUCUCAUCGCGCGUCACCUGAUCACACCUAGAGCUCGGGACGCUAUUCUUCAAAAUGUUGCCCUGCAGCAGGCACUCAUCGCCCAGCUGAUCGUGCGCUCCAACUGGUUGCCCUCCUCGAGUAAGGCGUUGAUGAUCCGGAAGCUAGCCGCAAUGAUGUCAUAUGUUGGCCAUCCGGCUCACUUGGACGACUUGAAGGGAUACGAGCAUCGCGUGGUGCCACGGAGAAUUUUCCUUCUGAACAUCAUGCAUUUCUGGAAGGCUUCGGCAGAGUACCGCCUGACCGCCUUCUAUCGGAAAUACACGCGGAGCGGGAAGAUCUGGAGUAUUUUGACACCACCUCGGAUGCACUUCCCUGAACCCAUUUACGAUCCCGGGCUGAAUGCUAUCGUGAUCCCGAGCAUGUUCGCACUGUUUCCGUACUAUGUCGAGUUGGACGACGCUGUACCGGGAGUGUUUGACUUCGCAUCGAUGGGUCUGGGCAUCGGCAAAGCCCUGGCGCGGGCUUUCGACACGGAGAACGGAGCCGUCAAUGCAUGGGGCGGAGACGACACCGGAGCGCUCUCGUGGCAUUCGAACAUCGUUCUCCCAAUUCGGCAGAGGAUGAGCUGUUUCGAGAAAAGCUUCACCAAGAAACUCACAGUAGGGGGCAAGCAACUCUCUCAUACCGACUUGCAGAGUCGGGACGAGCUCCAAGCCGACGCAAUAGCCUUCGAAUUACUGUAUCAUGGUCGAAUUCAUUGGAGGAGCAUGAAUCACCCAGAGAAGGCCGUGUAUGCAGAGCUCGCGAAAAAGCUCAAUUACACGGACAGCCAGAUGCUUUACAUCGCGGCUACACUCCCGUCCUGCAUGCGACGCAGCACCAGCUCCGUUCUGGAGGCUGUAAGAGCCGGAGAGCCAGUUCAAGCGCUUCGGUUCGAGGGCUUCCUCUCCGUCAAUCGAGACUUCGCAUCGUCUUUCGGUUGCCGGGCAGAGAGACCCACGUGUUCCUUUUUCACCAGUUACGAAUGA